This is a messenger RNA of Syngnathus acus (greater pipefish), 5884 nucleotides long. RefSeq names its product A disintegrin and metalloproteinase with thrombospondin motifs 7. The transcript is spliced from 24 exons. The record is from RefSeq and is a predicted model, not a curated record. Lineage: Eukaryota; Metazoa; Chordata; Actinopteri; Syngnathiformes; Syngnathidae. Bases 280 to 5469 code for a protein of 1729 amino acids. Gene Ontology annotation, biological process: extracellular matrix organization; proteolysis. Gene Ontology annotation, molecular function: metalloendopeptidase activity. Gene Ontology annotation, cellular component: extracellular matrix.
UGGUUCUGCUGCAAAAGUUUGCAAAGUUUUCAAGCUGUCACUGGCAAUCGGCGAGAGGCGGAUGGAGGAACAAGCGAUUAUAAGCAAAGGCCGACAAACAACAAGCCAAGCACGGGGAAUAAAUAAAUAAUAGAAGAUAAAUAUGAAACGUGAAUUGCAGAAAAUAGUUUAAAUGCGCGCUCGAACGCCGUGACCACGAUGGAGCUGAUCUGAAUUGCCAUUCGGCACCGUGUUAGAGGCAAUAAAUGAAUGUAAACUUCAGCGUUCUGUGCUGCCAAGAUGACCCGUUUGGACUGCGGGUUUCACACUGCGCAUGGAGCUUCUGCCAUCCACUUCUUCAUGGUACUUGUAACCGUGCUGGACAACUGCAAGUCUGGGCUUGGAUUACUACGACAACCAGAGAGAUUCCUCCAGGACCUUCCUCAGUAUGAAGUGGUUCACCCCACUAGAGUGAAUGUCAGAGGUCACUUCCUGUCCAACUUCCUGUCUCAUCGCGCUCGCCGCAUACAGCGUCGCCAUGCCUCAGGGGAGUCCAGGGAUGAGGAGCGAAUCUUCUAUCAGUUGUGGCAUGCUGGCCACAGUUUGCACUUUAACUUGACUCUCAACCCACAUCUGCUGGCCCCGGGCUUCCUGACAGAAAGUCGGUACGGUGGACUUAAAGGGGUAAAGAUCCGCCCCCCUAGAUCCGCUCAGUGCCAUUUCCUGGGUGAAGUGUGGGAUGGGCCUGCUGUCAAAGGGAGCGCAGCAAUAAGCACCUGCGACGGACUGACAGGAUUGUUCAAGUUGUCCAAUGAAGAAUUCUUCAUCCAGCCUCUGGAGAAGCCACAUGGUGAGCCCUCAUCACCACAGGCCCAUGCCAUCUUCAAACGCCAUGCCCCCUUCCUGUCAUCUUGGAGUCCAGUUGUACAGCCCAUCUCAAGGGAACAAGCAGUCAAUGGUUCAUGUGGCGUCAAAGACUCCCAUCACAGUUUGGAAGAGAUUGAGAGGAAGCGGGAAUAUUGGGAGCAGCGACAGAAAAGGAGAAAGCGAAGGAUCCAUCGACGGUCUAUCAGCAAAGAGAAGUGGGUGGAAACACUUGUGGUGGCGGACCCUAAAAUGGUGGAAUACCAUGGAAGCAAAGGUGUUGAAAGCUACAUUCUUGCUGUGAUGAACAUUGUAGCAGGUCUUUUUCAAGACCCAAGUAUUGGAAACGCCAUCAACAUUGUUGUGGUUCGACUCAUCUUACUGGAGCAGGAUGAGGAAGACUUAAAGAUAACUCACCAUGCCGACAACAGCUUAAAUAGCUUCUGCAAGUGGCAGAAACAACUCAACAUGAAGGGCGAUGAUCAUCCUCUGCACCACGAUGUGGCCGUUCUCCUCACAAGGAAGGACAUCUGUGCAUCCAUCAACAUGCCUUGCGAAACGCUGGGUUUGUCCCAUGUGAUAGGAAUGUGUCAAUCACAUCGGAGCUGCAGUAUUAGCGAGGACACAGGCCUGCCGCUGGCCUUCACUGUUGCGCAUGAACUGGGUCACAAUUUUGGGAUUCAACACGAUGGCAAUGGUAACGACUGUGAACCCAUUGGAAAAAAACCUUUCAUCAUGUCUCCGCAGUUGCUCUAUGGCACCUUACUGCCCAGGUGGUCCAGAUGCAGUCGGCAGUACAUCACACGCUUCCUGGAUCGUGGAUGGGGUUGGUGCCUUGAUGAUGCCCCUUCGAAGGAUACCAUUUCACAAGGCUCGCUGCUUCCUGGGGUUCUGUACAGCGCUGCCCACCAAUGCCGGUUGCAGUACGGCUCUGGCUCCCUGCUAUGCGAUGACAUGGAUAAUGUGUGUGGCACACUGUGGUGUACGGUGGGAGCAACGUGCCACUCCAAGCUGGAUGGGGCUGUAGAUGGAACCAGUUGUGGCCAAGAUAAGUGGUGUUUCAGUGGGCAGUGUAUCAAAGCUGGACAUUACCCUGACAGUGUCAACGGAGGCUGGGCUAUGUGGAGUGAGUGGUCAGCCUGUUCAAGGUCAUGUGGGGCAGGAGUUGAGAGUGCACAGAGGGACUGUGAUGACCCAGUUCCCAGGAACAGAGGCAAGUACUGCCUGGGAGAAAGACAGCGGUAUCGCAUCUGUAAAACAACACCAUGUCCUCACAACGUGCCCACUUUUCGAGAUAUGCAAUGCAGUCACUUUAACAGUGCACUCUACAAGGGCAAAUUCUACAAGUGGGUGGCAGUCAUAAGCAGAGUCAGUCCCUGCGAACUCCACUGCCGUCCGCUCAAUGAAGACUUCUCUGAAAAGAUGCUUGAUGCCGUCACUGACGGUACACCAUGCUUCGAAGGCAACAAAAGCGGAGACAUGUGCAUCAACGGCAUUUGUAAGAAUGUUGGCUGUGACUACGUGAUUGAGUCAAGUGCGGUCGAGGAUCGAUGCGGAGUGUGUCUUGGUAAUGGCUCCACCUGUGCAACUGUGAGGAAAACGUUUGAGAAGAGCGAAGGACUUGGUUAUGUGGACAUUGGACUCAUCCCAGAGGGAUCGUGGGACAUCAGAAUUGAGGAGAUGGCUGAAGCUGGGAAUUUCUUAGCGCUCAGAGGUGACGGCCCCAACAAGUAUUAUCUGAAUGGCGGCUGGACUAUACAGUGGAAUGGCGAGUACAAGGCAGCCGGGGCUGUGUUUACAUAUGAACGCACUGGACAUCUAGAGAACCUGACCUCGCCUGGACCCACCUUGGAACCACUAUGGAUUCAGCUCCUCUUUCAAGAGACCAAUCCAGGAGUGCGCUACGAAUACACAAUCAGUCAAAAUGUUUCUGAGGACAAUAACGGCUCAGCCUCAAUUUUCUUCUGGAAGUGUGGAUCAUGGAGUGAAUGUAGUGCCACCUGUGGAGAAGGUGUUCAGAGGCAAAUUUUUCACUGUGUUGAAAGAACCAACGGAAUAGUGGAUGAGUCAUCAUGUGACCCUUUAACCCGACCUGACGACAACCAAACCACCUGUAACAAGGAGCCUUGUCCAGCUAUAUGGUGGGUGGGUGAGUGGCAGAAAUGCUCUGCAAGCUGUGGGAGCUCUGGUGUGACUAAAAGAACAGUGCUGUGCAUACAAGCCGUCAGCGUGGAAGAUCAGAAAGCCCUCCCGCCCAGUGAGUGUGAACACAUCCCAAAACCCGAGUCCGUUUUGUCCUGUAACACAGAGAUCCCAUGCCCGGCCGAUUGGACCACUGGCAGUUGGUCAAAGUGUUCACUAACGUGUGGAAGAGGACUACGUCGGCGUAACGUUACCUGCUCCAGAAACACUGGCGUUGACUGCAACCUGCAACAGAAGCCCAUCUCUCUUAGUACCUGUUCGAUUCAGGACUGUCCACAAAUCGUGGAUAAUUUCGGUGACAAUGACUCAUCUGGAAGUGGAUGGACAAGUGAAGACGUGUUGAAUGAAAUUAACUUCAUACCUGUGGCCAAACUGCCUCCGAAGUACAGUCCCGCCAAAGUCCAGUUAAAAAACGAUGAUCCAAAUGACCUGAAUAACAUUUUUGAGGACUUUCAUUAUCACAAUAAGAUAGAAAGUGAAGACAAUGCUCCUAAAGUGGAUGACUUUUACUAUGACUACAACUUCAUCAAUUUCCAUGAAGACUUAUCGAACGAGAGUGGCGAAAUAGAUUUUUUCUAUGAGGAAGAACCAACUGACCGUGUGAAGGACACAAGUCAUUCUUCGGAACCUGCAGAAACACACAGCAUUACUAAAAACAACCUGAAGGACAACGGAAACCCUGAGGAUGGAGAAGACGCUCAAAAGCACUCUGGAGGUUUUGACGAUUACCUUGCUGAGGAUUAUCUUCUGCCUGUCUCCAUCACUCGGCCACCACCGGGACAUUCAUUCCGAAAAGAUGGAGAAGAAGAUCCCCCGUGGUCUGAAAACAAUAACACAAGCCCCCCUCUGGAUGACACUACCAGGGAGCCCACACAGAGUAAAAACAUGGAGCAAGAUAUAGAAGAUGUUAAAAAUAACCACAAUUCCACAGAGGAAGAGAAUCACUCUGGGGAAUUCACUCCAUCACACGCUGCUUCGGUUCCUCGAAUACACGCUGAGAGCAGUCACACUGUCACAUUGACAGCGAACACCCGAAGAGAGGACGAUUUAAAAUUGCACCAAACUUACACUAUGCCACAGUUUACUACCCUUAAGGUUUUAGAAUCCUCACUGCCAGGAAAUGUAGGAAAUUCCGAAUUAGAUCGUACACAAGCUACCAGUGAAUCCAGAACAUUUUCACCUGAUCUUAGAUUGGAAAAUGUGCAUCCAACCCAUCUCAGUCCAGACUUGGUUACCAUUAAUGAUGAUUCCAGCUUGUCUGGCAGUGGCCUCAGUAUGACCUCACUGCCUCCCUCUGACAGUUCCACUCCUCUCUCUUUCCCAGAUCUGUACAUGUCAGGUAAUCAAAAGGCCCCCGAUGACACCAUGUUGUCUGCUGGAACACAAUUCCAGCCGCCUACGAACCAGGAAGGAUACACUCAGCCUCCCCCAGAUGAUUUUCAGCCAGCAACAACGGAACAAACUCUAACAGAAGCCUCUCCUGAAAGGCCUGAAGCAGAUUCCUCUUUGUACACAUUAGAACUUCCAUUUGAUGACUACGACUACAAUCAAAUUUCAACUCCCCCGAUUGUAAUAUCUGGUAUUAUGAAGGAUCCUGACUCUUCACACGUUGCCCCAAUGUUGACCACUGCAGCCACUCAACUUAUCGCCACACAAAAAACAAUGAGGGAUAUCUCACCAACCCAACAGUCGUAUCUUUGGACACUUCCUCACACAACAUCCGAACAUACACCAGCCGCCACACAAGUUGCAGCUUUUUGGGUCACCGGCAACUGGAGUUCUUGCUCCACGAGCUGUGGUCUGGGUGCCAUCUGGAGGACUUUGACCUGCAGUACUGGCUCAGAGUCUGAUUGUGACUCAGCCAAGAGGCCAACACCCGCCCAGCGUUGUUACUUGCGCCCCUGCUCCAUGUGGAGAGUUGGGGAAUGGACGAAGUGUUCCAGGAAUUGCGGCGGUGGAAUAAAAUCCAGAGAGGUCCAGUGUUUCGACAUGCGAGAUCAGAGACCUCUACGACCUUUCCACUGUCGGGCAAUGUUCUCCAGGCCACAUAGCCAAAUGCCCUGCAACAUUCUGCCAUGCCUGGACUGGUACACUUCUUCCUGGGGACAGUGUUCAGAGGUUUGUGGAGGUGGAGGACAGCAACGACUUGUCACCUGCCCAGAGGAGGAUCUCUGUGACACUGAACUUAAGCCCAGCAACAUCCAGCCAUGCAAUACUCAGCCUUGUGCUCAGUGGCUAACUGGUUCUUGGGGACAGUGCUCUACUUCCUGUGGCGGUGGAGUGCGGCGGCGACUUAUCAAGUGUGUUAACCCAAAAGCUGAGACAGAAGAAGUGUUGAAUGAAACUCAGUGUGGCCAUGAGGUGCAACCGGGGAGCACACAGAAGUGUAACUUGGAUAAGUGUCACAGGCACCCUUCUGUUUGAAAGCAGUAAACUGCAAUCUAUGAUACAGGUACAUAAGAAUAGCUCUUUGUGCAUCACAAUAUUUCAACUCAAAUCAGCCACUGAUGAUGUUCCACAUUGCCAUUUGUUGAUUACUGUUUCUAUAUUGGGCCUGCUGGAGCCCUAGAGAUGCGUGAAGCGGGUCAAGCGUAGCCAAUAGAAGAAAAGACAUACGCAGGAAAUGAGGCAUAUUUAGCUGCAGCUGGUGCCUUUGUAGCCCUCUAAUGCAAUCAAGUGUUUAUGAUGGCAUACACGUCUAACCUACCACAUUAGAUCAGGGUUUAAUGGUCUCCGCUUUUGCAGUUGGCUCGUCUUUCCAUAUUGGAUUUUUAAUCUUUAGAAAGAAAUAUCCAUAGUCCAGGGAUCAACCGAAUAGUUUUGAAUAAUAAAGUCAUGU